AGAUAGCACAAUAAUGAUAAUGAUGAAGCUAAAAAAUCUAAAAAAGAAAAAAGCAAAUAGAAAAAAACAAUAGAGUAGUUCAAUUGAAUCAUUGAUCCAAACAUUCACCGUUGAUUCAUCCAUCACUCUCUUCAGAACCAGAAUCAAAAUCAACGAUUCAGAAUGGGUAUACUCUACGCGCUGGUGGCGCGUGGAACAGUGGUUCUCGCGGAGUUCACCGGAACAACAACCAACGCCGCUGCAAUCGCGCGGCAAAUCCUCGAGAAGAUUCCGGGAAACAACGACACACAUGUUUCGUAUUCACAAGAUCGGUAUAUUUUUCACGUGAAACGGACCGAUGGACUCACCGUGCUUUGUAUGGCGGAUGAUAGUGUUGGACGGAGAAUUCCGUUUGCGUUUCUUGAAGAGAUUCAUCAGAGGUUUGUUAGGAGUUAUGGACGUGCGGUUUUGACUGCUGAAGCUUAUGCCAUGAAUGAUGAGUUUUCUAGGGUUUUGAAUCAGCAGAUGGAGUAUUUCUCUAGUGAUCCGAAUGCUGAUAGGAUUAAUCGGCUUAAAGGUGAAAUGUCUCAGGUAAGAAAUGUUAUGAUAGAAAAUAUUGACAAAGUUUUGGAUAGAGGUGAUAGAUUGGAAUUGCUGGUGGAUAAAGCUGCUAAUAUGCAAGGAAAUACAUUUCGCUUUAGAAAGCAAGCUCGUCGCUUUAGAAGCACUGUCUGGUGGAGGAAUGUCAAGCUCACGAUUGCACUCAUAGUCAUCCUAAUUGUGAUAGCAUAUGUUGUGUUGGCUUUUGUUUGCCAUGGGCCUGCACUACCGUCUUGCUUCUAGUGAAUGGUUGGAAAAUGAGUGUUAUGUGUCUUUUCAUAUCAUCUCUGGCUUGAAGAUGUCACUUCUAUUUAUCUUCAAUUGUGGCGGGAACUACCAUUUGUUUUCAUUUCAAUUGUUGCUGGGCUGUCAACAUGUGUGCUAGCGAAAGCCUUGCAACAGAUUUCUGGUGUUUUGGGUGAUAUUUUUCAUUACCGAGGUUUCAAGGAAAAAUAUUGUGUAUCAUAUCUUUUAUGUAUUAUAUAUAUAUAUAUAUAUAUAAUAUAACCCCAAAAAAUUGGAGAGAACUGGAACAUACAUCAUUGGGAUUUUGAAUUAUUUAAAGUGUUGUUAUAGCUUGAUGGGUCAUCUGUGCUCCCUUCUCUUUUUGUUCAAGAGGAGUAAGGGUAAACUUUUCAAUUUUAUGCAUCCCUUCAUAGCUCAUUGAAGGUCGAUUUUUAACUCCA
Molecule: messenger RNA, 1265 nt
Organism: Medicago truncatula (barrel medic)
Lineage: Eukaryota; Viridiplantae; Streptophyta; Magnoliopsida; Fabales; Fabaceae
Product: vesicle-associated membrane protein 711
Exons: 3
Coding region: 163-822 (219 amino acids)
Biological process (GO): vesicle-mediated transport
Cellular component (GO): membrane
Source: RefSeq, a predicted model, not a curated record